AUGGGAGGUGUUCAUAAUCAGGUCAUCGACGGGCUCAAUGAGGUGGACGUGAUCAUUGCAGGGGGUGGCACGGCUGGCUGCGUUCUAGCCGCGAGGCUCAGCGAUGCAGACCCAGAGUUAUCCAUUCUGGUUGUGGAAAGGGGACCUAACAACUUGGACGACCCUACUGUCACGAACCCGCUGUUCUUUAUUGAGAACAUCCUGGGCCUGGGUGCGUCUAACCCGCGGAUGAUGGCUUACAAGGGCCAGGCAGAAGAAGCAAUCGCGGGGAGGGCCAUGACCGUACCCGCGGGUAGCAUCUUGGGAGGUGGUUCAUCCAUCAAUAUGUUAACUUACACGCGUCCGCAGAGAGGUGAUUUGGACGACUGGAACAUGCCUGGAUGGUCGUCGGAAGGCAUGAUUCCGUACAUGAAGAAAGAUUUUGACACCAACCAGGCCAUUCAACGCAACCUUCGAUACAUCAGUGAGGAUGGCGUCCGUCAGGAUGCAGCUCACGCGUACGUACACCCGCGUCUGCACGAUGGCAAGCACCCCAACCUCCAUAUCCUUGUGGAACAUGAGGUUGUCCGUGUCUCUUCGGAGGACGGGAAGGCUAAUGGUGUCGUUCUUCGAGGCACUCCUGGGAUCAAGGAUCUUACAGGAACUCAUGAGAUCGCGGCCAAGAAGCUGAUUGUUGUGUCGGCUGGUGCACUUGGUACACCCUUGUUGCUCGAGCGAUCCGGUAUUGGCCACCGCGACAAGUUGACCAAAGCCGGCAUUGAUGUCUUCUCACACGUGCCUGGAGUGGGCGAGGAGUUUCAGGACCACAACACCAUUCUUCUGUCAUACUAUACGAGUUUGACGGCCAAUGAGACGUACGACGAUCUACUAAACGGGCGGACAACCUUUAAGGACAUGCUUGAGAACGACCAUGAUAUGCUCGCCUGGAACGCCGCCGAGAUCACCUCCAAGAUUCGCCCGACUGAAAAGGAGAUCGACGCCAUCCUACGAGGGGAUGCUCGCUCAGUCUGGGAUGAAAUCUUCGAAAAAAACGUCAACAUGCCCGCGGCCACCAUAUCAACCUGCAAUGGGUUCAUUGGCCCCAUUCCAGAGGAGGACAGGAGCGAGCGCUUCCUCAGUACGGGUUCAUUCCUGUUGCACCCCUUGGCCCGUGGCCACGUCCACGUUACAUCCUCUGACCCCGAUGCCGAGAUCGAUUUGAAAACAGGCAUCCUAACCGAUAAGGCUGGAUUCGACCUUGCAAUGGCCAUGUGGUUGUAUAAGAAACAGCGCGAGAUUGUCCGUCGCCUCGACGUCUAUCGAGGCGAAUGGCCUGCGAUACACCCUCCAUUCGCCAAUGACUCGGCUGCGGUGGCUAAGAAGAGGGACGGCCCUCUACCAACACCUGUCGAGGACAUAGAGUAUUCGACAGAAGAUGACAAGGUGCUGGAAAAGUGGAUCACGGAGAACCUCGCACAGAACUGGCACGGCAUUGGCACGUGCAAGAUGGCGUCGCCUUGCGAUGGCGGCGUCGUCGACGAAAAUCUGAGCGUCCACGGCGUAGGACACCUCAAGAUCGCUGAUUUGAGCAUCGUUCCCCAUAAUCUCGCCGCCAACACAGCAAUAAUGGCAUUCACUAUUGGGGAGAAGGCGGCUGAUAUCAUCGCAAAGGAGCUCAAGCUGUAA
Molecule: messenger RNA, 1665 nt
Organism: Emericellopsis cladophorae
Lineage: Eukaryota; Fungi; Ascomycota; Sordariomycetes; Hypocreales; Bionectriaceae
Exons: 4
Coding region: 1-1665 (554 amino acids)
Molecular function (GO): oxidoreductase activity, acting on CH-OH group of donors; flavin adenine dinucleotide binding
Source: RefSeq, a predicted model, not a curated record